Molecule: messenger RNA, 849 nt
Organism: Phytophthora sojae
Lineage: Eukaryota; Oomycota; Peronosporomycetes; Peronosporales; Peronosporaceae
Exons: 1
Source: RefSeq, a predicted model, not a curated record
UACGUGUCAUCUUGUUUCCCGCCAGCACGAGCCUUUUAUCAGAAUAUCCAAGUCUUCGCAGUAGGAUUCAAGUCCCCGAGGAUGCGGCGUCAGAUCCCUCCAGACGUGAGAGAAGAUUUACGAUGGUUUUCACUGGUUCUUACGAUGGACACGAAGUUCAACUCCAUUCCCAUCGAACAUUUUGCCAGGCUAGAGCCUCCGUCCCGGCACGUCUGGAUGGAUGCAUCAGACACAGGUCUCUGUGUCCUAGAACCUCAGUUACGCCAGUGCAUCCGCCUGAAAUUCAGCGAGGCGGAAAAAGCGGCGUUCGCGACGUCAAAACAAGAAAACUCCAUCAACGUACGGGAGCUAAUGAGCGCGGUCCUGGCAAUACUGCAUUGGGGACCGGCAUGGGCAGCGACUGGGCGAGAUCGAACACACAUCUGCAUGUGGAUCGACAACACCAGCGCGGUGGCAUGGUUGGCAAAGCGAUCGAGUCGUCAUCCGACGGCUCGACUAUACAAUCGACUUAUUUCAGUGUCAGAGUUCCGCUAUUCCUUGACGUGCUCGGCAGCACACAUCGCGGGGGAGGAGAACGUCAUGGCCGACGCCGGGUUCAGGGCAUGGUGCGAGGAUCACCCUUUGUAUGCCGUGUGGACUAACUUAUCCGAUGCAUGGACACAGGUUCAAAUCGUUCCGCCAUUCGACAAUCUCUCGAGUCUCUGGGCAACAUUAUCCGUGGACACGCUGUCGCUGGUUCAACCGCCGGAAAAUACAACACGUACUGGUGGCAAUGGUGUGAUUUCUCCCACCAACUCGGGUGGUUGCCGUGGAUCUCGCAACCCGAAAGGUCCGCCAACAGAAAGCUAG